CACGGGAUUUAAAAUGGCCGGAGCCGGCGCGGAAUAUGAGGGACCCGAAUAUGGAAUAGGGAACUUCGUCCUCCUAGAUGAAGUAUCGGAAGAAGGGUUCAUGAAAAAUUUGAAAUUAAGAUUUGAGAAAGGAAGAAUCUAUACGUACAUUGGAGAAGUGCUGGUGUCGGUGAACCCCUACAGAAGUGUUGAGCUCUACGGCAGUGAAUAUGUACAGAACUACAAAGGGCGGGAGAUAUUCGAGCGGCCUCCGCACAUAUUUGCCGUUGCGGACGCCGCCUACAAAUCCAUGAAGCGACGAUUCCAGGACACCUGCAUAGUCAUCUCAGGAGAAAGUGGCUCUGGCAAAACUGAAGCAUCGAAGAUCAUUAUGCGCUACAUUGCCGCUGUUACAAAUGUCAGCCAGCAGCAGGAAGUGGAAAGAGUGAAAGACGUCCUACUAAAAUCGAAUGCCAUUCUGGAGGCAUUUGGUAAUGCAAAGACCAAUAGGAAUGACAACUCCAGUCGGUUUGGAAAAUACAUGGACAUCAAUUUUGACUUCAAAGGUGAUCCCGUCGGGGGCCACAUCAACAACUACCUACUCGAAAAGUCACGAGUCGUCACUCAACAAAAGGGAGAGAGAAAUUUUCACUCCUUUUAUCAGUUGAUAUAUGGUGCUCAGGACCAGAAGUUAGAAGAGCUCUACCUGGUGAAGGAUCCAACAGAAUAUUUUUACAUCAGCCAAGGCGAUUCAACGAAGGUGCCAACGCUCAACGAUAGGCAUGACUAUAAGACUGUGAUGGCUGGAUUGAAGUCCAUCGGCUUUGCAUUUAGACAUGCGGAAACGUUGUGGAAGAUAGUCGCAGCAGUUCUACAUUUGGGUAGUGUGGAGUUUGCGGUGGAGGGCGAUCAUACAAUCGUGACAACCAAAGAGAAGCUGAAGGUGCUUGCAAGCCUGCUGUCGGUCACCGAGGAAGACCUGACGACGUCGCUCUGCUCUCGAGUGAUCGCAGCCAGGGGAGAGGCCAUCAGCAAGGUGCACACCGUGCCCGAGGCACUCUACGGACGAGAUGCCCUCGCAAAGGCAAUGUAUGAGAAGAUGUUCACAUGGAUAGUAGGCCGGAUCAACGAAGCCAUAGAGGUACAAACAAAUGGCUAUCAAGCGGGCAAAAAUACGGUCAUCGGUGUCCUUGACAUCUAUGGAUUUGAAGUCUUUGACAAUAACAGCUUUGAGCAGUUCUGCAUCAACUACUGUAACGAGAAGCUGCAGCAGCUGUUCAUUGAGCUGGUGCUGAAGUCUGAGCAGGAGGAGUACAUGCGGGAGGGCAUCGAAUGGCAGAACGUGGAGUACUUAUGUUCCUCGAGGCGAUGAAUCAGAAGCUGGGCAAGCACGAUCACUACACGUCGCGACAGCUCGCCACCGGCGACAAGACGCUGCAGUUCGGCCGUGAUUUCCGCAUCCGCCACUACGCCGGCGACGUCAACUACUCCGCCGACGGCUUCAUUGACAAGAACAAGGACACGCUGUUCCAGGACUUCAAGAGGAUGCUGUACAAUAGCUUGUGGGACAUGGAAACAAGUUAUCUUCCGUAG
This is a messenger RNA of Priapulus caudatus, 1572 nucleotides long. RefSeq names its product unconventional myosin-Id-like. Lineage: Eukaryota; Metazoa; Priapulida; Priapulimorpha; Priapulimorphida; Priapulidae. Gene Ontology annotation, molecular function: microfilament motor activity; actin filament binding; ATP binding. Gene Ontology annotation, cellular component: plasma membrane; vesicle; cytoplasm. The record is from RefSeq and is a predicted model, not a curated record. Gene Ontology annotation, biological process: vesicle transport along actin filament; actin filament organization.